AUGUAUAGUAGUCUCGACCAAGUACGUGUAGACAGUACUGGAAACGACACCAGGACAAAGAAAAAGACGAGCGGUGACUCAGCUCUGAAAGUGUAUUUUGCUCUUACUGUUGGUGUUGGGAUCGGCGGUUUUAUUGUAUCCGUUCGGCUCCCUGACGCUUGCUUUGACCAUAAAGAAACGAUAGUGAUAGUGUACGCUGUGAUUCAGAGUGUCUGGUUGUGGAUCUCAACACUGGCUAGUAUUGGCUACUUGAUACACAAGAAAUGCAGCGCCCAACUUAGACCGAAACCAGAAUGUGAUUGCUUUAGCGAUAUCUGCAAAGCGUUUAGACUUUUUUUCUACCACCAUCCAGAAAUAGUUCCAAUGACAUUACUCGGACUAGCUACCAUCGGUGGAAGCAUACCAAAAAUGGUAGUCUUGAACAAUUGUAUGAGCGGUGCACUAGUGAAAUUUGAGAUCGUUUACAUGGUAAGUGAAUCUGUUUUUAUUCUUGUUACUAUCUGGACGAUUGUUACGCAAUGGCUGCACAACCCCAAAUGCAAAGAAAACUUGAAGAAUGGUCAAUAUGUGUCUGUUAACUCUGGCAAGGCACCUGAGCGCAGGGAUAUUGACGUGACAUUUGCACGGUGGCCUUCUUGUCUUCCCGACCCCCAGCGUGUUCUUCUUUUGUGUUAUGUGAUAUCUAUUCUCAUAAUUCUAGUCUCAUCUGCAGCAGACGAAGGCGCUCAAGAAACGACAUUUAAUGCCGUCAGAAAGUGCAGCAAUAAUACGUUGACGAACAAAUGUAAAAUCCGUGUCAAGAAUAGUGCUGAGCUGACCAACAACUUUUUUGCUCCACUGAAAAUGCAGUUCUGUUUCGUUACUCUCAUGAUUUUAGUUUCAGUGUGGAUAACGCUUAAUUCAUCACAGAAAGACAAUAGCAGCGGCGAUCAAAAAUCCGGUGACUCAGAAUGUUACUCAAAGUGGUACGAUGUAAUUCUAAAUAUUGUGGUAAUUUUGUUUGGCGUCGGUGUCUUUGCUGUUUAUGUCUAUUAUGCAGUACAACUUAUCAACACAUCAAAUUUGACUUCAAAUUCGACAGCAAAUGCCACUAACUCGACUAUGUCACAGAGCACCUCAUUUGAUGAAUCAUCAUUGUAUUCGCUAUCAUCAAAAUUAAAGGAAAAAUAUAUGGAAAACGUUAAAAAUUUCUUAAAAGUUCAAAUUUCGGUGGAAUUAGUUUCUUCAGUUGUGCUGCUAAUUUUACUUUGCGUCAGAUUCUGCUGUACCCAAAAGCAGGAUAUUGGUGUUUUCAACGGUGGAAACAUUGAUGACGUUAUAGUGAUGACGACCUGCACCGCAGUUACUAUUCAUUGUGUCUUUAAUCUGGCUUCUUACAUGGAAUGUUUGGAACGACAUGAUAAGUGCACUUUGACUUCGAUUUUGAUUGGCCUGGAGAUUGCAAGUUUGGCACUAGAUAUUGUGCAAGGUUUUCUUCAAACUGCCCUUCUCCUAAUAUUAAAGACAUUGUGUCAUCCGGUGAAAACACGAGCAGACGUACGCCGUAAUUUAUUUUAUGGCAAUGCGCUAACGUUUUUGAGUUUCGUCAAUCUCGCAAUAUGUCUAGGAGACUGUUUGGUUGAAUUGAGAGAGGCCAGGUCGGCGAGAGGUUAUCUUGUUGGCUUUCCAGUAUAUCCGUCCGAGUCUUGGACAUUUGUAACGCAAUUGUAUUAUCCUCUGGGUGUCUUUUUUCGAUUAUAUAGCGCUAAUGCGUUUUGGAAGAGCGGCGUUAACAUUUUAUAUAACCAUAGUCUAGUUAAAAUUAAGUCUGAGAACAAUAUUACUUGAA
Messenger RNA from Corticium candelabrum, 1828 nucleotides. RefSeq lists its product as uncharacterized. Bases 1 to 1827 code for a protein of 608 amino acids. The record is from RefSeq and is a predicted model, not a curated record. The transcript has a single exon. Lineage: Eukaryota; Metazoa; Porifera; Homoscleromorpha; Homosclerophorida; Plakinidae.